Molecule: messenger RNA, 1023 nt
Organism: Camellia sinensis
Lineage: Eukaryota; Viridiplantae; Streptophyta; Magnoliopsida; Ericales; Theaceae
Source: RefSeq, a predicted model, not a curated record
AAUAAGAAGAAGAAACUAAACACACAGUCGCAGAGAGAGAGAGAGAGAGAGUAUGUAGAGCGAGAGAAAUAGAUUAGAGAGAGAGACAGUGAGAGAGGUCGUUGUUCAUGGCGAGUGGGUGGGUCAAGUCUUUACAAUGCAAAUCAAGAGCAUUAGAUGACGUCGUCCAUCACCACCACCACCACCACCACCACCACUUCAUACCUGCCUCUGCAAGUUGCGGAAAAAGUGUCCAAUAUCUCAACGAUGUCAUUCAAACCACCAAACACAAGCCUAGGAACAAUCCCAAACCACCACCACCGGCGACACCACCCAGUUCAAAGAAACCUGAAUCCGGUUCAAACCGUAUUCGACCCAGCACGUCCACCCGCCAUUCACGUGCCCCGGACCCAUUAUUCCCGUCUCUCACCAAGCUCCCGGAGGGCCACCCUUCUCGCAACGUCGUCGAGAUAAUCUUCCACACCAGCUGGUCCCCCAAAUCCUUCUCGGGUCGGAUCGAGAUGGUCUUCAAGGUCCAGAACAAACCCAGAACCGUGACCCGAUUCGAGGAAUACAGAGAGACGGUGAAGUCCAGGGCUGCUUCCUCCGGCGGCGGCUGCGAAAGCCACAAUCGGUGUGUUGCGGAUGGGAAUGAGGUGAUGAGGUUCCACUGCCUGGGUCCCACCUCCGGAUCUCCGGGAUACGAGUGCGGCGGCGCGUGGGCUUUCCACGGCGCAAAGGCGGCGAUAUGUACGUUCUCCGGGAGCGGCGGAGCCCACGAGAGAGCCGGCGGCGGUUCGGGGCGGAGGGCCAUGUUGGUAUGCCGGGUCAUCGCAGGUCGGGUGUGUAAGCAGAGCGGGUUUAACUCGGUGUUGGAGGGCCGAGUGGGGUUUAAUUCAGUGAGUGGGGAGAAUGACGAGUUGCUAGUGUUUGAUUCACGUGCGGUAUUGCCUUGCUUUCUUAUCAUCUAUAAAUUGUAGAAAUUCAUUGACAAUAGUAGGAACCUUCUUGCAUUUAUCAUGUCCAAUUUUAUUUUAUUUUUUA